CAUGAAGGGCGGGGAAUUCUCUGUUUUCGCGCGCGCGACGCGGGCGUCCUCUGCCUGGUCGCAAGUCGUGGCGGGAGAGCGCAGGGCUUCCUCGGCAGCGAUGGCGGAGGCGGCUGGUGUUGCUGCUGCGGUGGAAGAGCCGGAUGGGGACUCGGAUGCGGGCAGCGAGGAGGUGGUACUGACCCCGGCCCAGCUCAUCCGCAGCCUGGAGCAGGCCUGGAUGAAUGAGAAGUUUGCCCCUGAGCUGCUGGAGAGCAAGUCGGAGGUCGUUGAGUGUGUUGUUGAGCAGCUGGAACACAUGGAGACAAAUCUUAAACAGGCCAAGAGAGGUGAUCUCAAGAUCAGUAUUCACCGCAUGGAGGUCGAGAGGAUCCGAUAUGUCCUCAGCAGCUACCUGCGCUGCCGUCUCCGGAAGAUAGAGAAAUAUUUUCCCCACGUCCUGGAGAAAGAGAAGACACGGGCCGAGGGGGACCCAUCCAUCCUAUCGCCGGAAGAGUUUGCCUUUGCCAAAGAGUACAUGGCAAACACAGAGGCUCAUCUCAGAAAUGUGGCCUUGAAGCAUAUGCCUCCUAACCUGCAGAAAGUGGAUCUCCUGAAGGCUGUUCCCAAACCAAAUCUGGACUCUUUUGUAUUCCUGCGGGUGAACGAGAGGCAGGAGAAUAUCUUGGUGGAAGCAGAGACUGAUGAGCAGAGUGAAUACGUGAUUGACCUGGAUGAAGACUCUCAGCAUCUGAUCCGGUACAAAACCAUUGCCCCCUUGGUGGCUUCUGGGGCAGUUCAGCUCAUCUAAGCACCAUGGAGAUGUGUGGGCAUUUUUGCAAAUGCUGGACAGGAGAUUUAGCCCCCAUCACCAGGACUACUUGGUGACCAUCCUGGCCUAGUUUGGAAUUCACCUCCAUUUGCUUGUUCGUGUCUGGACUACUCUUCAUGCAGCUAAAAUAGCAACAUGAGACCAUCCCUGGGGGAAUGUGCCCAGUGGACAGCAAAUAAGGGGUAGUAUUGUCUCCGCAGAGAGGAUUUUGGGUGUGGGACAGCUUGAUGAUUGGUCAUCUUGGCUACAGAAAGAGGCAUAUCUGCUGUUCUGUUGCAAUACCAGUAGGUGGCGAUGUUGCACUGGACCUAUUGUGGGCAUUGUUGUCGAGUUCUUGCACAACAGAGUUGAAAUUAUUUCACUGGUGGCUGCAUGUCAGUGGGCCAGUGGAAUCCGCUUCGGGUUUUAGCCUGAGCUUUAAAGGAGUUGUCCAAGGUGCUUCAGCUCCUUGAAAGUACAGACUGAAACCCAGAGCUGAUUCCACUAACCCAAUGACAUGGUGCCACCAGCUGCCACUGUGAAAUAUGUUUUCAUAGCCGUAAGGGGUAUGCUUGUGAACUAUGCAUGCAACUCUCUGGGCAUCUGUGUAUAUCUGAAUCAACUUACCAAAAGCUCGACACCCGUUUCUUGAAGGACCAGAAACAAUCAUUUGCCACAUAA
This is a messenger RNA of Rhineura floridana, 1471 nucleotides long. RefSeq names its product GINS complex subunit 4 (gene GINS4). The coding region runs from base 2 to 790 and encodes 262 amino acids. The transcript is spliced from 7 exons. Gene Ontology annotation, cellular component: GINS complex. The record is from RefSeq and is a predicted model, not a curated record. Gene Ontology annotation, biological process: double-strand break repair via break-induced replication; DNA-templated DNA replication. NCBI's taxonomy places the organism in Eukaryota, Metazoa, Chordata, Lepidosauria, Squamata, Rhineuridae.